UGACGAGCACAGUACAGCCAAUGGAAUUGGGACAUAAACGAGGCCGUGAAAGUGUGUGAAAGGGGCUAAGCUAGUCCUAAGCUAAUUGUCCGAUUAGAAAUCUCUGUUACAUUUCAUACCGAAGUCUACAUUGAGCAACCGAGGAGUCAUUUCAGAGGUCAGCAUCAUGGGUGAACCUCAGCAGGUUAGUGCCCUGCCUCCUCCGCCUAUGCAGUACAUCAAAGAAUACACAGAUGAAAACAUUCGUAAGGGCCUGGCUCCUAAGCCACCUCCACCCAUCAGAGACAACUACAUGAUGUUUGGCAACCAGUUCCAGUGUGAUGACCUUAUCAUCCGGCCUCUGGAGAGCCAAGGAAUUGAAAGGCUGCAUCCUAUGCAGUUUGACCACAAACGGGAGUUGAAGAAGCUCAAUAUGUCCAUUCUCGUGAACUUUCUGGACCUGCUGGACAUCCUUAUCAAAAGCCCUGGCAGCAUAAAGCGUGAGGAGAAGCUGGAGGACAUAAAACUUUUGUUUGUUCAUUUGCACCACCUGAUAAAUGAAUACAGGCCACAUCAAGCCAGGGAGACACUGAGGGUGAUGAUGGAGGUGCAGAAGAGACAGAGGCUAGAGACAGCUGAGAGGUUCCAGAAACAUCUGGAGAGGGUGGUGGAGAUGAUCCAGGGGUGCCUUGCCUCCUUACCUGAUGACUUGCCGCAGAUGGAAGGUACGGACGGUGCUGGUGAUGGGACAAGGAGUGUGUCUGCAGCAGUUAGUGUUGGUUAUUCUUCUGGGCAGGCCCCCAGGCUGAAAACUGAACCAAUGGAUGUAGAGGAAGCAGGUGCCAGCUGUAUGGCAGCAGGUCACCAGGACAAGAGCAUCCCUACCUCAAAGAGGGACAAAGUAUGGGACAAGGAUGCUGCCAUGUGCAGUAUUAUAGAUGAAAUUGCUUAAUUUUCCUGUUGAGUCGUCAUUUUUUGUACACCUAAACUUUGUUUUUUGUAUGCUGUUCUUAGAGUAAGUAUGAACAGGUUUGCUGUGUUUUCACUGGGCCUGAAAUCUUAUCUGGAGUUGAAUGGUGUUUUAUUAAAAAAAAAAAAAAAAAUCAUGUAGAUAUUAACAGUUUCUGUUAAGAUGUUAAAGAAUGUAUAUAUUACACAGAUUAACUGGGUUGCCAACUUUCUGUUUUUGUAAUAAAACCAAUAAAAAAAUUCCAAUUGCA
Molecule: messenger RNA, 1199 nt
Organism: Micropterus dolomieu (smallmouth bass)
Lineage: Eukaryota; Metazoa; Chordata; Actinopteri; Centrarchiformes; Centrarchidae
Gene: med7
Product: mediator complex subunit 7
Exons: 2
Coding region: 167-931 (254 amino acids)
Biological process (GO): regulation of transcription by RNA polymerase II
Cellular component (GO): mediator complex
Molecular function (GO): transcription coregulator activity
Source: RefSeq, a predicted model, not a curated record